UCAUUUGACUAUCGAUACCCCCGAUACACCAAUUAGCUACCAUACCUACAAGUAAUCGCACCAUGACAACAGAAGCCCUUAAAACCGGGAUCCCUGAAUGGGCGGCUGGGUUGUUGAGCAGCGACUUAAGAGAACAGGAGCGAUGCGCGGUGGAAAUUCGUCGCCUCCUCAGUAGCGGGGACAGCAAGGUACCGUUUGAAGACCUCAUCCAAGCUGGAGUCGUCCCUUCCUUGGUGAAGCUCCUAACGAAACCUUCACUGCAAGAAGAUGCAGUCUGGGCUCUCAGCAAUCUUGCCUCGGGACCUUCUAAAAGCUCCAAAGCCCUCAUAGAUCAUGGAGCAAUCCCGGCGUUGGUCCAGCUGUUGUCCACUACUAAUGAUGUUGUUAUCCAAGACCAUGCCGUCAUGGGACUGGGCAAUCUAGCGAGCGGAAACGGGGAUGCGAUUGUAAAAGCAGGAGGGUUGACGACCCUGCUGGACCUACUCCAGGAACCCCGACAAUCCCUGGACAUGGUGCGCCAGGCGACUUGGGCGCUCGGCAUGUUGUAUCGCGAACCACCCAACACGCUGGAUUCUAUUCAACAAGCCCUGCCCACUUUGCAAAAACUCCUGGAUCACAAAGACGAAGAAGUUCUGGGAGAUACAGUGUGGGCAUACGCCCAUAUACUGGCAGACUCGUCGGAUAUUCACAAUAUCAUUGGCGCCGUGGUGGAGUCUGGCGAUGGCAAAGUGGUAUCCAAAUUGGUGGAAUUCCUGCACAACGACAAUACUAGUAUACAGCGUGCGGCGCUCAAGGCCUUGGCCGGCAUUGCCGCGGGCAACGACCAUCAUAUCCAAUCCAUUUUGGACUGCAAGAAUUCCCUGACGGAUCUCCAAAAAGUCAUCGCUGCAGGUGACAACGAAGAAGAAGCGCUCCGAGUAGUGGCCAAUCUCUGCGGAGGAAUUACGAGCAUUCAAGUUGUCAUAGACAGCGAGAUUGUUCGCUUUCUGAUGCAGAUGAUACAAAACGGUGGGGCUCCAUUAUGGAAAAAGAAACCCGCCGCAGAAGGCAUCUUGUGUUUGGCUCGCAGUGCCAACACGGCCCAAAUGAGAUAUCUCAUUUCGGAAGGCUACGAGAAAUGGAAGACGACAAUGACGGAAUUGGUUCCCAAUCUUCCCCCGCCCAGGAUCAACAUCAAUUCCAAACGGUCGAGUAGUUCUUUGGGGGAUAGUACCAAACUCGCCGCCAGCCCCAAGCGCCCCAAGGCAAAGGAGGCUGCAGCCUCGCAAUCAGCAAAGUGGCAGCGAAAGGAAGGCGAGCGUCUCGAGAGGAACUAGCUAUGAUUGGGCGGUACCAAAGUCAAAGCACAAAAGAAGCAAUGAUCAUGGAGCAAUAAUGAUAUGAAUUUAAUUGAAUUUUUCAACGGGCAAAGCAAAGCAAACCAAAAUGAAAAUCAUAAUGGGCAAUAGACCGACCACCCGCCGUUCCCGGCCACGCUUGUUUGCUUCGUAUGGAUCCUGCCUC
Molecule: messenger RNA, 1503 nt
Organism: Seminavis robusta
Lineage: Eukaryota; Bacillariophyta; Bacillariophyceae; Naviculales; Naviculaceae
Source: the annotation of a GenBank genome assembly